GCCAUAUUUGUUCACGGUUUAAGGUCGUCGAAGUAUCAGCAAUGGAGUAACUUGCCCAACUUCCGAAGAAUAAGCUCCGCUUCGCGCAGACGUGCGAACAGUUAACUAUGAUGACCAAAACGCAUCCAAAAUGGACCCCUCUUCCCUUACCUUCACUAUCUUCAUAUGGAUCACUCGGUCUUCAAAUAUUCAAAGCUGGAAACCAGCACUCCAACCUGGAGUGCCGGCUUCGUGUCUCCUUCUUGCUCUGCAUUCACUGAUGUUUGCUCCAUCAAGUCAAGAUGCUCAGACUUUUUGGGCAGUGGUGAUGAUACUGACAGUUGUCCAGAUUUUUUGUCCGAUAUAUCGACAGAACCAAGCUUGGAUGUGGGGGAAACUUGUGGUUUGUUGCAUUCUGACUUUGUCCCUGACGAAGUUCUUGAGUUCGUCGCUGAUUAUUCAGCUCGUCAUUUUGAAGGUUCUUCCGAUUCUUCCAGUAGCAGUGUCGCUGGUUAUGUAGCUGAUUUACCUCAUGCCAGUGAUUUCUAUUUGCCUGUGGCUCCUGGUCGCUUCAAGUCGACAGGUUUAUUAGAGUGCAAGUCUGAUCGUAUAUUUGGUACUGUUUUGCAUGGUACGCAGUCUAAACGACGCCGGGAGGUUAACCGUGAAGCUUCCAGACGUUACCGUCAAAAGCUGAAACAAAAGUCCCUACAAACUCAGUCAGACCUGGCUGACGUUACAUCUGCAUACAAGCGAUCGAAAUUGGCAUAUGAAAAAGCUGAGCAUGCUUUUGAUGUGUUAAAAAACAUUGUCCUCGACCUGGUUAGCCUUACAUCCUAAUAUUGUUCUUUCUAAAAUCUUAUUCAUUUAGUUUGCUUGCGGUUUUGUCUCUUCUUUCUUGUUCUGCAGUUCGAAACCACUGUCCAAUAUAUUUCUGAGCAAUACAUUUUCCCUCUUACUA
Heterobilharzia americana is the source of this 940-nucleotide messenger RNA. NCBI's taxonomy places the organism in Eukaryota, Metazoa, Platyhelminthes, Trematoda, Strigeidida, Schistosomatidae. The record is from the annotation of a GenBank genome assembly.